AGGGUGUGAAAAAACAGAACUGAACCGGUCAAAAUGAACCCAAAUCAAAUCAAACUGAACCGAUUCCAUAUUAAGCCACUUUUCGUUUGGGGUAUCAUGAAACUAGUUGAAAACCGGGCCCAAUCAGAUCAGAUUAUGUUUAGAAAAAAUAAACCUAAAAAGCAGCGUGGCACCUGCACCUUCACCUUCACAUAGUAGGAGUGAAACAACCACCCCUUUAUCCACAAUUGUUUUUAUAUAUACACAUGGUGAACCAAAACAAAGCCCAAUAAAAGAAAACUGAAAUAAACCUAUAUCAAACCAAGCCUUCCCUUAUUGGGUGGUUCAGUUUGGCCCAGUCUAGCCCGAGACCGGUUCAACCCGAUUGAAUCCGAAAGUACCCUUAUGGAUGGGUAGUGUUUCAACAAAUUUGGAAUUUUCUCAUUUGAAAAAAAUAAAAUCAGAUGUGUCCUCAAGAAUCCUUUUCCCGAUUGCGUAUAAAGAAAAGCAAAUUGCAAUCUCUAAUAUUUGUUGUGUUGACUAGUACAAAAUCAAGCUCGUGGUUGAAAAAUAAAAAAUAAAUAAAUACCCACUUAGAAGAGCAUCAGAUUCCAAUUUGAUUAUGGGAAAUUUUUUCCACAACCAUAGUGUAAGGAAGUGGAAUAAGCUUUUCCAUAGCUUGGGUAUUGAUGUGAAACCAUAUCCAACAAUCCUAAUAUCCCAAGCUUCAUCAAUAAGCCCAAACAGAACCUUUUAUAGUUGCAGACCUUACUAAGGCCUUUAGAACAUCUAGAAAGGGUAUCUCUUCUUCUUACCAACUAGCCAUUGUAGCUCUUUAGCAUGGACUAGAGUUGCAGGUCCCAGAAACUCUUCCUUCCUUCAAGGAGUCUGAAAUCAAUAGCUUGUCUGGAUCUUCAAUUCUGCAUGGGUAGCACCAGCAUCAGGGCUUCUUAUUACUAUGAGAGACUAGUGGCCAUUGUUUUGGCCCUUCUUGCAGUUCUAUCACCUCUGUACAUCGACCGGAAACCGGCGGCAGAAGUCGAAGAAGAUGAAGAUGGUACCAUCAGCUUUGUUUCCUGGGCAUGGCUACCUCUGUUGCUAGUAGUCCUUAUUAUUUCCAUCAACAUGUCUUGUUACCUAGACCGAAGAUUAAAGAGGUUUGAUCCUUACUGGAUACACAGAGUUGGAGGUUCUCCAUGUGGGAUCCUAGCCCUUCUUAUGUUGCUUGCUUUGGUUUUGAAGUGCAAAGCUUCUUCUAUCAGUAACUGAACUUGGAGCCCUGAAAGGUGAAUUAAAGGAAGAAGGUGGAGGACACAAAGUGCUUCCAAGUGUGGGGGGAGGAAAUCAGUUUCAGUUAAGCACCAGGGACCAUUAACAACUAUUAAUUCUUGUAAGAUUUUGUAUAUUUAUUAUUUCAUCUUCAUGGUUUGUACU
Messenger RNA from Macadamia integrifolia, 1413 nucleotides. RefSeq lists its product as uncharacterized. The coding region runs from base 904 to 1248 and encodes 114 amino acids. NCBI's taxonomy places the organism in Eukaryota, Viridiplantae, Streptophyta, Magnoliopsida, Proteales, Proteaceae. The transcript has a single exon. The record is from RefSeq and is a predicted model, not a curated record.